AGGUAGACGGGAGCAUCAUCGCUGGAGACAGAGUUGAGCUCAGAGCAUCAAGAUGGCCUCCGUGGUGCUGCAGCUGCUGCAGCUGCUGCUGCUCACCUGCCUGGUGUCGGCGUCUCAUCACUGGGGAGGAACCACCAGCUUCACCUACAAGGGAAGAAACCCUGAUGGGACAGUGAAGAUGUCCCUCCGAGCCAGAAGUACUUAUGAUGCCUGUUAUUAUUACCACUACUGGUAUUGUUACGGUGGCAACUGCGGCUCUGCAAACAGUCGAGUCACAAGUCAAAUUGACACGAGCACCAACACGCCUUCCUACGAAACCAGUUGGUGCGAAUCAGAAACUGUUGAGACAUGGACCCUCCCCAGUGACAAACCUAUCGAUCUCAGGGCAGCUAGCUGCUGCUGGAUCUCAACGCGUAACUCGGUUAAUAACUGGAACUUCGAUUCCCACAUGGAUUUCGGAACGAGGUCGGACACAAGAAAACCAAAUAAAUCACCUGGCAUUGCCAUUGUCCCCUUCUUAAGAGUUCCUCAGAACUGCCCCAGAACGUACCGGCUGGCUGCCUUUGACCCUGAUGGUGACCGAGUCCGCUGCAGGUAUGGGAGUAACCAAGGAUACGAGUGUGACAACUGCAAUCUCCCUUCAGGCUUCCAGCUUGACCAGGAUUCUUGCACUUUGCACUACCAGUCCACCUAUUCCCACCCCUAUAUCUUUGGUUUUGAGAUGGUGGUAGAAGACUACGCACGCGGCACUAUUGACUUGUUCUACUCUGAUGGAUCAAGUGUUCGCAAGAAUCCACUGCCUUCAAGGAUGAAGAGACAAGCCUACACCACGACACCACCAGCUACCACAAACACCCCGUGGUGGUGGUGGGGGCAGACCACCACAACAAUAGCUCCAACUACAACAAACAGCCCGUGGUGGUGGUGGCAGACCACCACUGUUCCCACAACAACUAGACAAAGUGUGAGCAGUACUCCCCUCAGUAAGCAACCUCUGCAGUUCUCUUUUCUAGUGGACCCUCCCGUUCCCUCAUGUCAGGAGGGUCUCUACCUGCCUCAAUUUGUGGCUCCGACACCUUCACAUGGAGCACGGAUCACGGCUGAGGUCAACAAAGAGGUGGAGAUCAGAGUCAAGGCAACUGCAGCAUAUUCAUCAAUCCAAAACAUCAUCUUCAGUGGGCCAACAAACGUCACCAAGCACAGGGACACGAAUAACGACUUUGUCAUCAGGUGGACACCAGUAGAAGACGACCUGGAAGAACAAUACCCAAUCUGCUUUGUGGUGGAAUCAGUGAGCGGGUCUUCUGCCUAUCAGUCUGAGAUGAGGUGUGUUCUGGUGGAAAUCCAAAAGCAUCAAAUUAAAGCCACAGUGACCUGCACCGAAUCCACAAUGAAGGUUGAGGUUGACAAAGCUUCCUUCUUCGGACUCACCGAGGAUCAUCUUCGCCUCAGCGACCCCAGCAACACCMUCUGCAGCCUGCGGAGGCACUCCAACAGCUCUCACAUCGUCGCCAUCGUUCCCCUCAACGAAUGUGGGACUCAGAUCGAGGAAGACGACGACUACCUCAUUUUCAAGAAUGAGAUCACCACGGGCAGCGAUGACCCAAAUGCUCUGAUCACCAGGAAGCACCUGGUGGAGGCCCGGUUCUACUGCCAGUACCCCAAACGGGGGAAUGUGACCCUGAACUUCAAAGUGCACAGAAAGAACGUCACGGUGUGGGAGAAAGGCUUCGGCACCUUCACAUACCAGUUUGAGUUCUACCAAAGCAAUCAGUUCCGGGCCAUGUUCAGUCCAAACUCCUACCCACUGGAGUACAACGCUGGAGACAGGAUCUACAUGCAGCUGGACGCCAGCUCCUCUGUCAACAACACCCAGAUGUUUGUGGAGUCCUGCAGAGCUUCACCGUAUGACAACCCCAACUACCAUCCAACCUACUCCAUCAUUGAGAACGGGUGCAAUGUUGACCCGACUCUGCAGAUCCACUCCACCUCCAACGACGGGCAGUUCAGGUUCAGCAUGGAGGCCUUCAAGUUCAUCGGACUGCAUGAUCAGGUGUACAUCAGCUGCACCGUCAUGAUGUGUGAAGCAGGAAACCCCAACACCAGGUGCUCACGGGGAUGCAGCAACUCCACGAUGCACAACUUCCGCAACAAGAGAGAGGCUGUGGUCGAGAGCGGGAUGCACUUCGUUUCCCAGGGUCCUUUGCGUCUGAAGCGUGAGGCGGACCCCAGAGGAGGCUCAGCUGCCAACCUGAACCUGAACCUGGUGUUUGUGGCUGGAUGCCUCCUGGCUGCUGUUGGGAUGGUCUGCGGCGUGAUCAUCUACAAAACCAAAACCUCCAGGGUCAAAUACCAACCUCUGCCUGCAUAUGAGAACUAGAACUGCAGCAUUGUUGCCGUACUGUGAGAUCUUGGGUGUUUUUGAAGUAAUGUAAUUUUAUAAACUAAUGUAGAUGCAAACAGCUGAAUAAAUGACCAGUUMYGUUGUUUUAUGCUGAAGAGAAAGAUCCAACYGGACWUAUGAAGUUCCUAUUAAGCAAAACUGGAAGAAAGUUCUUCACUUGGUACUGCAGUUGCUGAGUUACUGUUCUGUCAURAAAAUAUGUUUCCUCCUGCUCUGUAAUGCACUAUAUGAUGAAGGUGGCACAGAUUAAAUGUCUGUUUCAAUUAGUAAGUUUUGAACUAAGUUGCCUCAGUUAUAUGYUACUUUUWAAAAAAAUAUUUCUAUCUUUUUAUGUUAUUUCCUUUGUUUACGGGUGGCUCUGGUAUUUCUAAAUGGCUCAAUAAAAAGACUCUUAAAAGA
Poecilia reticulata (guppy) is the source of this 2803-nucleotide messenger RNA. The record is from RefSeq and is a predicted model, not a curated record. Lineage: Eukaryota; Metazoa; Chordata; Actinopteri; Cyprinodontiformes; Poeciliidae.